AUGGAGGAUGAAGCUGAGAUUACAUCAGUAUACCAUAAGCCAGAACUCUCAGUGAAACAAAAGGAAAAUAUAUUACAGGAGAUCAUUGAGGAAUUUGGCUUGACGGACAACGAGGAACAAGAAAGAAGUCUAAGAAUAGUCAGCGAGCAUUUCAUUCGGGAUGAGGUAGACCAACUUCUCAUGUUUAUUACUGGCAUUGGGGGAUCAGGUAAAAGUCAUGUAAUACGUGCGAUUGUAGAGAUGUUCCGUAGAUGUGGUGCACCAGAGAGGUUGACAUUGAGCGCACCGACGGGCAGUGCGGCAGUGCUCAUUGAUGGUUACACAAUACAUGCAUUAACCUUCUUGCCCAAG
This is a messenger RNA of Suillus plorans, 351 nucleotides long. RefSeq lists its product as uncharacterized. Lineage: Eukaryota; Fungi; Basidiomycota; Agaricomycetes; Boletales; Suillaceae. The annotation marks the transcript as partial. Gene Ontology annotation, biological process: telomere maintenance; DNA repair. The record is from RefSeq and is a predicted model, not a curated record. Gene Ontology annotation, molecular function: DNA helicase activity. The transcript has a single exon.